AGAAUGCAGCCUGCCAUGAUGAUGUUCUCCAGUAAGUACUGGUCCCGGCGGGGGCUCUCUCUGGACUCGGCCAUGUUCGACCAGCAGAAACAACACCAUACCGGGGGACAGAUGUCGCGCCGGCCCUCCUUCUGUCCAAUAGAUGAGAACCCAACCGACAAAGAGAUCAGGGAGAGCAGGGAGUCGGGGAAGACGGCUGUUGUUUUCUCUCUGAAAAACGAGGUGGGCUGCCUGGUCAAAGCCCUACGCCUUUUUCAGGAGAAGCAUGUGAACCUGGCUCACAUUGAGUCGCGGAUGUCCAAGCGCAUCGCUACAGAGGUGGAGAUCUACGCCGACUGCAGCUGCAGCAAGAAGGAGUUUAACGAGCUGCUGGAGCACCUCAAAGACCACGUCAAUAUCAUCUCCUUCAACACGCCCCAAAACCAGUGGUCUACAGAAGCAGGGUGUAUAGAUGACGUGUGUGUGUGUAAUGCUUUAUCCUAUGGGGAGGAAGUUCCUUGGUUCCCCCAGAAGAUUGCAGAGCUCGACCAGUGUUCUCACAGAGUGCUGAUGUACGGAUCAGAGCUUGAUGCAGAUCACCCAGGCUUCAAAGAUAAUGUAUACCGCCAGAGGAGGAAGUACUUUGUGGAAAUGGCCAUGAAUUACAAAUAUGGCCAGCCUAUCCCCCACAUCAAGUACACCCCAGAGGAGGUGAGGACCUGGGGCGUGGUGUACAGGGAGCUCACCAAGCUCUACCCCACACACGCCUGUAGAGAGUACCUGAAGAACCUACCCCUGCUCACUAAGCAUUGUGGGUAUCGGGAGGACAACAUCCCCCAACUGGAGGACGUGUCCCUGUUCUUGAAAGAGACGUCUGGGUUCACGGUGAGGCCUGUGGCAGGAUACCUGUCUCCUCGGGACUUCCUGGCCGGUCUGGCUUACCGGGUGUUUAACUGCACUCAAUAUGUCCGCCACAGCACUGACCCGCUCUACACACCCGAACCGGACACGUGUCAUGAGCUGCUCGGUCAUGUUCCGCUCCUGGCCGACCCCAAGUUCGCCCAGUUCUCCCAGGAGAUAGGCCUGGCAUCUCUAGGGGCAUCUGAUGAGGACGUACAGAAACUAGCCACCUGUUAUUUCUUCACCAUUGAGUUCGGCUUGUGCAAACAAGACGGCCAGCUGAGGGCCUAUGGUGCAGGUUUGCUGUCAUCUAUUGGAGAGCUGAAGCAUGCCCUGUCUGACAAAGCCUCAGUGAAGAUGUUUGACCCUGGAACCACCUGCUACCAGGAGUGCCUCAUCACAACCUUCCAGGAGGUCUACUUUGUCUCUGACAGCUUUGAAGAAGCCAAAGAGAAGAUGAGGGAGUUUGCCAAGACGAUCAAGAGGCCGUUCUCAGUGUACUACAACCCCUACACCCAGAGCAUAGACCUGCUGAAGGACACUAGGAGCAUCGAGAAUGUGGUGCAGGACCUUCGCAGUGACCUCACCACCGUGUGUGAUGCCCUGGGCAAGAUGAACACAUACCUGGGAAUAUAG
This is a messenger RNA of Salvelinus namaycush (lake trout), 1515 nucleotides long. It is a transcript of the gene tph2, whose product is annotated as tryptophan hydroxylase 2 (tryptophan 5-monooxygenase). Gene Ontology annotation, molecular function: tryptophan 5-monooxygenase activity; iron ion binding. Gene Ontology annotation, biological process: serotonin biosynthetic process; aromatic amino acid metabolic process. The record is from RefSeq and is a predicted model, not a curated record. The transcript is spliced from 12 exons. Bases 4 to 1515 code for a protein of 503 amino acids. Lineage: Eukaryota; Metazoa; Chordata; Actinopteri; Salmoniformes; Salmonidae. Gene Ontology annotation, cellular component: neuron projection.